ACACAUUGCCACUUCAACACUGUGGAUCCUGUCUGGCAGCUGGACGGUACUGAAGUUGUCUUAAGUCGAAAGUUUGUACUUUUUGAAUAUCUUUUGGUGUAAAAAGAAACACCACCAUGGCGGAACUACGUUUCGUGAUCUCCAUGUCCGUGGUGACCCUGUUUUGGGGCAUUAUUGGAGGAGUGGUGCCCUGGUUCAUCCCCAAAGGACCAAACAGAGGAGUGAUAGUCACAAUGCUGGUAUUGACUGCAGUAUGCUGCUACCUGUUCUGGCUGAUAGCAAUGCUCGCCCAGCUGAAUCCACUCUUUGGGCCUACUCUGUCCUCUGACACCAUCUGGUACCUGAACUAUCACUGGCCUUAAUCUACCUUUCUAGGACUCCUGACCAUGCAGGGAAGGAAUUGAUACUGCUGCAUACCAAUGGACGUCUGCUUCUCACUUCACGCAGAGAUCAUUCCUUCUGAAUCGCCUUAAAGUCAGGUCUCUGUGUGAUUACUGAGUGAUGCCCACACUGGUGCCUUGUACAAAAAUGAUUUCCAAAGGACUUCUGAGAGAUCUCACCGAAUGUGCUUUACUUUAAAUUAAAGCAACCUCCACUUGGUGUUGUUUGGCUUACGCGUUAUGUAUAUUGUGUUUAUUGCUGUUGUUAAUAUGAAUGACCGUGCAUAUAAAUAGUUCAUGUGUGUUGUGUUUGAUGCCGUCUCUUUUUUGUCUGAUGAUAUCAGUGAUGGAUGUAAUCCAUUCCAUAGAUGUUAAUUAAUAAACUAAUAAUCAGUA
This is a messenger RNA of Epinephelus fuscoguttatus (brown-marbled grouper), 776 nucleotides long. It is a transcript of the gene atp6v0e1, whose product is annotated as ATPase H+ transporting V0 subunit e1. Bases 117 to 362 code for a protein of 81 amino acids. Gene Ontology annotation, molecular function: proton-transporting ATPase activity, rotational mechanism. Gene Ontology annotation, biological process: proton transmembrane transport. The transcript is spliced from 4 exons. Gene Ontology annotation, cellular component: proton-transporting V-type ATPase, V0 domain. The record is from RefSeq and is a predicted model, not a curated record. Lineage: Eukaryota; Metazoa; Chordata; Actinopteri; Perciformes; Serranidae.